AUGUUAUUACUUUGGGUGUCUGCAUUUCUGCUUCAUUUAACACUAAUCAUUUACAUUGCAUUGCCUUAUAUUGUGGAAUAUUUUCCUUGGUUAUUUCGGCGCCUUGUCUUCAAUACAAAAAGUGGACCCUUGUUUGGUCCUAGAGUCUAUACACAUUUUGAAUCUGUGGACAUUCCUAGUGGAUAUGCCCAUAACUUUUAUGUCAAUGCUGUGGACCAUCAAGCUCUGUUAGGGGUAUGGCACAUUCUUCCAUCAAGCAGUCAAGUAAAGUGUGAUGUUGGCUCAAAGAGUUAUGAUGAAAUUAUGAAAGCACUACCUUCUGAUUUGCCUGUAUUUAUUUAUUUUCAUGGCAAUUCAAAAACAAGAGCUAUCCCAUGGAGAGUGAAUAUUUACAAAUUGUUGUCAUCCCUUGGUUAUCAUGUCUUCUGUUUUGACUAUAGAGGUUAUGGUGACUCAACAGGUUCUUUGACUGGCGAGAAUGAUUGCGUUCUGGACAGUUUGACAGUUGUAGAAUUUGUCUGUAAGCGUUUUCCAAAUGCACCAAUUUUCUUUUGGGGUCAUUCACUUGGUACUGGAGUUGUUGGUUGUCUUAUGGGUCAUUUAUUGGAUAAAAAAGAUCAUUCCUCGCAUAAUAUUCGUCUGCCUAUGGGCAUAAUUCUUGAUGCUCCAUUCACAUGUUUAAGUGAUGUAAUCAGUUAUAAUAUUCUACUCAAGCCCUACCAACUGAUGCCAGUUUUACAAGAACGGUUUGUAUCAGCUAUGAAUAAGGUGAAAUUAUCAUUUGAUACACAAUCCAACUUGGUAAACUGUCCUAUUCCAAUAAUCAUAUUACACGCUGAAGAUGAUGCAACUGUACCAUUCCCUCUAGGGAAAAAGCUUGCUGAAAUUCUAUCAACUAAUGGUACAUCUGUAUGGUUCAAACGGUACGACGGUAAACUUGGUUACCAGCACAAUUAUAUUCAUACAGCUCCUGAUGUUCCACAGAUUAUUUCUUCAUUUGUUCAAUCCACUCUCUCUGGACGUUUAAGUGCAUUGGAAGAUUUAAUGAUUUAA
This is a messenger RNA of Trichobilharzia regenti, 1053 nucleotides long. NCBI's taxonomy places the organism in Eukaryota, Metazoa, Platyhelminthes, Trematoda, Strigeidida, Schistosomatidae. The record is from the annotation of a GenBank genome assembly.